CUGGUCGGUAGCGGCGAGCGAGUGAACGAGCACAGCCUGCACAGCUAGCGCAGGAUCGCAUUGCGUGUCCGUUUAAUGGUCGUUGCUCCGCGCCGCCGCGUCGCUUCUCGCAGUUUCUCGUGUGCGCAGGUCAUGAAUGUGAUGAAUGUUGAUUAGAGAAGUUUUCGUCGUCGCGUUGUGGUCGUUACUCGGUGGCGAUCUUAGCCCUGAAAGAGAAGGGAAGGGAAGGUAACUUGCGAGUGUGGCGGCGAGUUGUGGUCGUUGCGAGCAACGAGCCGUUGACUCGUAGUCUCGUACGCGUCGAUUUCGGUGGAGUGAGAAGAGUCGGUGGUGUUACUCGCCACUCGCCACUCGCCAUUCGCCACUCGCGUGAGCAAUGGCGCGAGUGCCUCGACGCGCUACGGGGCCGACGUGUACGGUACGGUGCAGAUGAUAUUUCGGCGCCCGGCGGUCAUACCGCGUGCCGCGUGUAUGUGUUGUUUACGUUGCACGCAAGGAUCUACCGUUCGCGUUACGACGGCGGCAGCGCCUCGUAACUCGUAACGGCCCAAAGGACCUCGGACGCGGGCGAGCCGCGUCGUGAGCCUGGCCGCCAUGAGACGCAUUAGCGUUGGCGGUAUGAGCCGGCCGUCCAAAACCGUGACUCAAGCGAAGAAAGUAGCGCCACCAGCUGUACCAGACGUGUUUCGACACUCCGGUUCCUCUUUUGGCUCGGCUGGAUAUGCCAGCAGCGAGGAUAGCUGCUUCCUAUCUGGAAAUGGCCCUGGAGGCACAACGGACGAUGGUUCCUACGGGAUGCCAUCUGGAAAGAGUCCGGGACCUAUUUUUACGCAUUCGGGGUUUGCCUUUCCGCCGGUGAUCGGCAAGUAUGCCCACGCCGAGGAUCAAGGUAUCGAUAUGACUCAGAGUCCUGGCAGAGAUAGCCCUGGUAGUUCCGGAUCAGGUUCCGGUUCUAGGCAUUCUACGGCAUCAUUGGAUUCCGGAAGAGCGUCUGGAUAUCACUUGGGACCUAGAGGACCCGGUGCUCUCGCCUCGUCUCCUAGAUGCUCCAUCAGUUCCCUCGGAAGUCAUCCUGAUAGACCAGCAGACCUCGAUGUUGUUCAUGCUUGGUUAACUGAACUUCAAUUCGAGGAGUACUUUCCCUUAUUUGCUUCUGCAGGUUACGAUCUUGCUACUAUAACGCGUAUGACACCGGAGGAUCUCACGGCUAUAGGUAUCAAGAAACCUAAUCAUAGGAAACGAUUAAAAGCGGAAAUAGACAACUUGAAUAUAGGAGAUGGAUUACCAGAACAUGUACCCGGAUCGUUGGAAGAAUGGCUCAGGCUUCUCAGGCUUGAGGAAUAUCUUGCGGCUCUUCAUCAACAGGGUAUGCGAUCUGUUGAGGACGUAACUAUUCUCACCUGGGAGGACCUUGAGGACAUUGGUAUUGUACGGUUAGGGCAUCAGAAAAAAUUAUUGUUAGCAAUUAAGAGAGUUAAGGAUAUUCGCGCUGGCAAACGUAUACAGCCACUCGACCUUGCGCGCUUGCCACCACAUCCUGGACAUACGCAGGACGUUGUUAUUCAACGAGGUGGACCUGACUUGCCGUCACCCGAUGAAGAUUGUUCUUCGCCUGUACUUAGAUCUUUUCAACGGGGUGGAAGCGACACCACUUCUGGUGUCGCUUGGAAAAGUAUGUAUGCCGCAUUUCCAACUGAUUACAAUACAGUCGGUCGUACUAGCUCUCGAGGAAAGUCUUUGGAAAGUUUAGAGGAUGUACCUCUUGGUUAUCCUCCAUCGCCGGCGCCAAUGUCACAUCCGCAACCUCUUGAUUGGCGUCCACGAAGUUUCGAAGAUGGCGAUCUUACACCCACGAAUGAUGCUUCCAUUGUAGACGCCGGUGGUGGCGGCGGCACUCUUCCGCGACCAAGACAUUGUCUCGUUCGUCCACGACCCGUUGCCAAGGUAACUGCUACACCAGGACAAUAUAAAUCCUUGCCGAGAGACUUAGAAAACAAAUAUCAAUUAACAUAUGGGCUUGAAAGUAGUCCGCAUCUUCCAAAACGAUGUCCUCCAUCACCUCCAAGACGACAAAGCUCCAGAGAUACAAUUAGUUCUUCCGUAAUUAGCGUUGGUAGCUCGACGGUCGGUGACGUCGUAAUAGACUGCAGUGGGCCAGUUCCAACCGCUUCAUGUGAUGAUCAUCAUAUUCAUCAGCAUCAUCAUCAUCAUCAUCCUUUGAUUCAUCAUCCGCCGCCACCACCACCUGCGCCUACGCCAGCACCUUCCACACCACCGCAACUAAAUCGACCACCUUCUUCCAUGUCACGUUCAUGGGGUAGCGUUAGUGUUAAUAUUAAUGAAGAACACGAGCUAAUCGCAUCUCUCGCCCUACAACAUCGCAAUGGAUCAGAUGCUAGUUUUAAAUCGAGUUCUAGUACAGAAUCAGAUUCAUUGCCUUUCGCCAAUGAGAAUGCCGGCACGAUAAAACAAAGAGCCGGUCGAGCGCAAGAAUACUUGGCGAGCGGUCCUAAUAGUAUUGGCGGUCACAUAGUCAAUCAUCAUUCUAACGGUAGUGAACCUGCGGAUGUUUUGAACGACAUAGGAAAUAUGCUUGCCAAUCUUACAGACGAACUUGACGCAAUGCUCGAAGAGGAGAAACGCCAGGGCCUGAACUCAUAAUUGUCACUGCCUUCGUUUGCACUUUUCUAUUUGACAUAAAGUUGCCAUAGAAAUGCAGGCUUUGAUACAUGAAAUAAAUAAACUUGAUUAGUGCAACGUAUAUAAUUAGACACGAGUGAAUGCAACAGAAUAGACUCGUAUGAAUCGUGUUGAAACUCGAAUAUCACGAUUUUUAUGAUUUUUAUAAAGACAAAAUUUACCAAUCCAAAUCUAUAUCUUCUUUGCAAAAAGAACAAUCUUCUAUUUAAAAAAAAAAACUAUAUAUUACGUCGCUCUAAAUCGAUGAAAAUAUUUUGUUUUACAUAGAUUAAUACAUUUCUAAAAUGUGUUUUCGCGUGAUUAAUCUUUAUUUUGAUCUUUAUUUAUUAUCUUUUUUUUCUUUACCGGAAGAAUCCUUUACUCUUGUAUGGAAAAAUUGAAUGUUCUAGCAAGUUUCCAAACGCAACUGUGGUAUUGUAUCUAUAGUGAUGUUCUUUUUUUUCAAUAAUUUUUUUCUUUUGAUGUAAUAUAUAGAAAUUGUCUUUCUUUUUUUUAAAUUUCUUUUCCUUUUGUACAAUUGACAAUAUUAGAGACGAGUGAUAAUAUGUGUCGCUCUAUUCUAUAUAAUAAAUUAGGACAACCCAGUAAGUUUGAAGAAAUAGAAAAUACCGAUGGCAGGGGGGGGGGGGAAGAAAAUUUUAACGAAUACUAUAUUUAUACAAAAGCAUGAUUUGUACUGCAGAUCGUGUUACAAAAAUUCAGAGAAAAUACAUGUGUCUUCUGUAUAAAGCUAUUUUAUAUCUAACAAAUUUGUAACUAAUCAAACCUGACCCCUCUUUUUGAAAAAUUUGGUUUUUGUUAAUACAUAUACAUUCCAAUUGAUAUUUUUUCAUUUCCGUCCUUCGUUAAAUCGAUAAUACAAUAGAGAACUUGAAAAUUGUGUAUUUAUAGUUAACUUUGUAUAGAAGCAAAGUGCAAAGAAAGAUAAUCAUGUGUUCCAUUCGUCCUAAUAAAGCAGUCCCGAAUAUUUAUAGACAUAUUAACCUAGGGAGAUUGUUACAAUGAUAAAAAUAAUUAACAGCCUUGAAUGAUUCUGAUACGAUUUUAUAGGCUCUUAUAUCAUGUUUUACUUUUAAGAAAAUUAUACAUACAAGACACUGAUAGUGCUUUCUCUUUUAACAGGAGUUCUAGAGAGUAAAAAAUACUAUCGAUAAUAUUUAGAAUUUCAAGAGUGGUUUAGUACAGAAGUAUAAGUAAUGUAUGCCAAUUAACAAUUUUGUAUUUAUUAUCUGUAUUAAUGAAUAUAGAAACGUACACAGCUUACCAUUAUUGUACGGCACAUUCAGAGAUGCGAAGCAGUUGGAGAAUAUUCAUAUGUAUGAUGCAGAGUGAUAGCUGUGGGGACACUUUUGAGAUAAACGCUCGAAACGGUCUUCCGAAAAUACAUGUUACUGGUACGGUUUUUGCGAUCUGGAUGUAAUUUUGCAAGAAAUGUUAUAAGGUACUGUAUAUGAAGUAUAGUAUUUAAAGAGAAAGAUUAAUCGCUGGUGCAAAUAGCAGAGAUAUUAAGAAUUUCUCAAGACAUGGUAAAAAAAGUUUUACGUUAAACAUUCUUUUUCACAUAAUAUUUCUACACAACAUAAAAUGUUUUGUACUAUGUCUGAACAAAUUUAUAUUAAUAAUUCAAUACUUAUACGUGUAUAUGUUACAAAUUAUUUGCUUUAAAAAUUAUUUAUAUAUCCAUUCUAUAAUGAAGGAUUACUUUACCAGUUUUGAAGGCUAAAUAAUGCCAAUCGUAUGUUUUAUGAUAAGAUAUAUUAUUAUAAUAUUUUUUGUGACACAUUCUAUUUUUAAUUUUAACUAAUUGUUUAUGACCAAAUCCAAUUGUGCUCCACAGAUAAAGAACACCUUGGUAAAACGUACAUAGAGUUUAAAGUAUAUCAUUAUAUUUAGAAUUAAUUAAUGAAAAAUGAAGACUGCCCAGGGCAGAAUUAGAGAUUUGUCUUGUUAAUUACUGUAGAUGUAUUAUAAUUCUAUAUAGCAUAUGUAUGUGUGUGAUAUGGGACAAGGUGUCCCAUUUCAAUUUACCACGAUUAAAAUGGAACAUUUAGUGUGUGUGUGUAUAUAUAUAUGCACACACAUACAAAAUAUCCAACUACUCUUUUAAUGACAUUCUUUGGCCAAUUUGUAACUUUUUCAACAAGAUUGAGAGAUCAUAAUAACUUUUCUUUCUCUUUCUAUCUUUUUACUAUAAUAUAAUCUCCAUAAUAUGUAUAUUAAACUACAAAUUAAAAUUUUAUAAAGAUAAAUUCUAUUUUAUAUGAAUGUAAUUUUGUAUCCAUUUACCUCUUUGAAAUUCAAUUCAUAAUAAAUUUUUACUUUUUUAAUCAUUUAUAAGUUGAAAAUUAUGGUUUUGAUUGUAUGUUUGUAUUAUAAUUUGACGUUAUCCUUAAGGAAAAAUCAAUUGGUCACCAACUAACGUAAGUUGGUCAAAGAAUAUAUUAUUAAAAAUAUAAUUUUUUUUUUAUAUCCUGUAUAUAGAUUAUUGGUAAGCAGUGACUUUUUAAGGGCAUAUUCUCCACAAUACAUUGGCUUCGUGGGAGCUGGAUAAACUGUUAUUUAUACAGGGAAAUCGCAUUAAACGAUUACGCAAUUGACAUGCGAUUUGGCGCAAAUAAGUUAUAACAGAUUGUAGAUUUGUAUUGUAAUUUGAUAUUUAUAAUAAUAUAGCAAUGCGCAAUUGUACGAUGAAAUCAUAUCUAAUAAUUUUGCGCUAUAAAGUCUAUAAUAUUAUGUUAUAAUUAUUGUACACAUAUUGUUUUUCGCAAUCAAAUUAUCACAUUUUGUUUAUAUUUUAUCUUAUUUACUUUGUGUGCAUCUCCUGAUAAAUAUUUGAGUUGUUUACAAUUUAUGUUUUAUAAGUGUUACAAAUCAAUAAAAAAAUUAUAUCAUUGCGUAUCGUAAUAGCAAACUUUCAAUUGAUUGUGUUAAAACAUGUGGAAAUUAAAUUUCAGAAGAAGGCACAUUAUUUUACUUAAUCUUUUAUAAUAUCUUAGCAAGCAACAUUCGUAUGAUAAUAUAUUUUUUACUCUUUUAUUAAUAAUUUCAAGUAAUAAUAUUUUCGCUUAUCUUGUUAAUAUUUAACAAUUAAUUUAAAUAUAUACAGGUGUACUUGGUUUCAAAUGUUAAGGUUAUAAGAGAGGAUGUAACAAUAAUGUAACAAUAUUAUAUAUUUAUUAUAUGAAUUUACUACAUAAUUUACUAUAUGAAUUUAUUUUCUAACUAAUUUGUGUUCUAACUAUAAAUUACAAAACAGUGUACUUGUACAUAUAGUUUAUAUGAAAUUUUUAUUAGUGAUAAAACAUAAAUUACAUUCUUAUGAUAAUUAUAUCUGUUUAUCUGUUUUACAUGAACAUACGUAAGCAGAGAGAGAGAGAGAGAGAGGGGGAGGAGAAAAAAGAACAAAAUUAUUAGAUAAAUAAAAUAUUUUACACAUCUGCAUUAACGCAAAAGGUUGAAGCAUUUGGGUACUGAGACGAUAAAGCAGGGAAUACUGUGUCUUUUGUCAAUAAAAAAUUUUUAUCUUUUAAAUAAAUUUAUUUUUGCAUAGAGAUAAAUUGGAACUUCUUUGAUAGUACAUAACAAAAACGAAAAGAAAAUCGUUUUGUCCUCUAAUUUGUUUCUCAAUUUUAAAUAUUCGAUAAUAUGCAGAAUAUUUGCUGAUUCGGGAAAGGUUACCUAAAUUAAUUCACAACUUCAACAUAUUGUGUCGAUAUAAUACAUAACCAAACUCUUGCAAUAUAUUAAAUAAUUUAUUAUAAUUUUGUGUACAAGCAUGUGUUGCGAUUUAAAGUUUCACUAUAUUUUAAAAAUAAUAACAAAUGCCCGCUUAAUUUGCAUUUUACAAUCAAUUCUUUUCAUAAUUUUUUAAUUCGGAUAUACAUAUAUAGGUAAUAUAUACAUACGCAUUAAAUAUACUGAUUGGUUUAUUGAUUAAAAAAAAGAUGAUUGAUCUUCAAAUAAAUCUAAUGAACACAUUUA
Molecule: messenger RNA, 6681 nt
Organism: Monomorium pharaonis (pharaoh ant)
Lineage: Eukaryota; Metazoa; Arthropoda; Insecta; Hymenoptera; Formicidae
Gene: ckn
Product: caskin-1
Exons: 7
Coding region: 595-2661 (688 amino acids)
Biological process (GO): cell surface receptor protein tyrosine phosphatase signaling pathway; axonogenesis
Cellular component (GO): focal adhesion; axon
Molecular function (GO): protein phosphatase binding; signaling adaptor activity
Source: RefSeq, a predicted model, not a curated record